AUGGAUGCUUUCAGAUUCUCUAUCUCUUGGUCUAGAGUAAUUCCCCAUGGGAGAAUAAGGGCUGGAGUGAAUAGAGAAGGAAUUGAGUUUUAUAACAAGGCAUCUCAGAAUGGCCAGAUCGGGAUAACACUCGAUGCUGGUUGGUAUGAACCUUACUCUAACAGCACAGCUGAUAUUGAUGCUAUCAAAAGAACUCAUGAUUUUGGUCUUGGUUGGUUCAUGAAUCCCAUAACAUAUCGUGACUAUCCGAGCAGCAUGAGGGAAUUGGUUCACGAUAGAUUACCAAAUUUCACUCCAGAGGAUUCUACGUCUCUAAAAGGAUCUUUUGACUUUAUUGGAUUAAAUUACUAUAAUACAUAUUAUGCAAAAAAUACUAAUGCUUCCGAUCCAGAGCAUCGUAGAUAUCUAACAGAUUCUAAUUCCUUCAUCACAGGAGAACGAGAUGGAGUCCCUGUUGGUCCACAGGCUGGUGCAACAUGGCAGUAUGUCUAUCCAGAGGGGAUGCAAAAUAUUUUGAAUUACAUCAAUGUUACAUACCAGCAUCCAUUGUGA
Messenger RNA from Dovyalis caffra, 552 nucleotides. The record is from the annotation of a GenBank genome assembly. NCBI's taxonomy places the organism in Eukaryota, Viridiplantae, Streptophyta, Magnoliopsida, Malpighiales, Salicaceae.